Molecule: messenger RNA, 897 nt
Organism: Emericellopsis cladophorae
Lineage: Eukaryota; Fungi; Ascomycota; Sordariomycetes; Hypocreales; Bionectriaceae
Exons: 1
Coding region: 1-897 (298 amino acids)
Source: RefSeq, a predicted model, not a curated record
AUGGCUCCGCCUGCGGCGUACCGCCAGUCCUCUGCCUCAGAUCUUCGCCGCUCCGAAUCGAAUCGCUCAGCCGGCACGACCAACGGAAGCGCUUCCAGCUAUGUUGCCCUUCUCCGAAAACAAAAGGCCACGGUCUGGUGCGACCGGGCCCAGUACGAGGAUCCACGACUUGCCGCGCAGCAGCGUGCUGCCAAACAACGAGCGAACCUCGAGGUUGUCGGUGGUCGUCCCCAAGGCGGCCAUGGUGGCAGCCGCAGUAACACUGGUAUCAGCACAACCAACAAGGUCGCUGCGAAAAUCCGACACCACGGCAAGCAGCCCGUCGUGAGUCUUACGCCCGGCGAGAACCACGUCGGUGUUGGUGGCGUGCCCCUGCGAUUGAGUGCCACCGAGGUUGAGGGCGAGAGCAGUGACGACGACAAGAUGCCUGCACCUUCGAAACUGCACCACCGCAGAACGGGGAGCAGUGGACGGAGCAGCAACGCUAGUGGCCGCCGUGGUCUGGCGUACCGGAAUUCUGGUGGUCGAGGCAGCAUCAACAGCAGAAAUAGUCAAAAUUGGACACCAGGUGACACGCCCGAGCGAUCUGGGAGUCUUGUAGACCUCCCGUCACAGCAGCAGCAACAGCAACCGCAACACGGAGAGGCGGCAGGUGCUGACGAUCGUGCCAGUACUAAAACCAAAAGCACAAACAGCGCGGAGACCGAGGCAGAGAAGGCCGACAAUGUUGGUGAGCUGGGCAAUGCGCCUCGCCUUGCCAGUAACUCAUUGCUACAUUCUGCCCUCACUCGUGAGAAGAGUGUUAAGAACCCCGAGGAGCUGAAGAGAAGGGGCAGUGUGGACGAACGAACGGCGACUCUUACCAGCCAACGUCUAUACAUCGCCAACCCCGACUAG